Molecule: messenger RNA, 1095 nt
Organism: Glycine soja
Lineage: Eukaryota; Viridiplantae; Streptophyta; Magnoliopsida; Fabales; Fabaceae
Product: CASP-like protein 2C1
Exons: 3
Coding region: 199-741 (180 amino acids)
Source: RefSeq, a predicted model, not a curated record
AAAGUUAGGUACUUGUUGAGGUUAUUAUACCCACCAUAUCCGUGUAUGGUUUUCAGCCAGUAUUAUGAAGUCAACGAUUUUGGAAACAUGAUACUACAAUAAUAUAUAGGGAUCAACCACAAUUCUAUAAAGAAGCUCAAGGUGGAGCUAAAAUUAAGAGCACGGGAAAGAAAGGAUCAAUUCAUCUGGUCGAAAAAAAUGAAGUUGGGAAUGGCGAGAGGGGAAGUUUGUCUAAGGGUCUCAGCAAUACUGGUUUUGGUAUUAACAGCAUGUUUGGUUGCUUUAGAUACCCAAACCAAGGUUGUGUUCAUAUCUAUUGAGAAGAAGGCUACAUACAAAGACUUGAACGCUCUCAAGAUCUUGGUGUAUGUUACAUGUGCGGCUGCUGGUUAUAAUCUGCUUCUAUUGUGCAAACACUCCAUUUGGUCUAGAAAAAACUUCAAAGGGUCUUAUCUAUGCAUGGCUUGGAUUUGUUUCUCGUUGGAUCAGAUCGCUGUGUACAUGACAUUUGCUGCAAACACUGCAACAAUGGGAGCCGCGGUGCUAGCAAUAUCUGGAUCAGAGGCCUUUCAGUGGCUAAAGGUAUGUGACAAAUUCACAAGAUUCUGCGUCGAAAUAGGAGGAGCUUUGUUAUGCGGCUAUGCAGCGUCCAUGUUAAUGGCUCUAAUAUCAACUAUCUCAGCCUACAAAGUGUUCAGGAUGUACUCACCAAAGUGGUUCUUGCGUUUGAAGAGCGCGUGAUCAUUAUCUAUCUUUCAAGUCAUGCUUAAUUUGUAUUCUGUGAAGUUUGCAACAAGGAGCAAAAUAUAUAUGAAGAAAAGCUAGUCAAAGGGUGGUAUAUAUAGUUUGCCUUUUUUUUGUUCUCAAAUGCUAUUAGGCUGAUGUAUUUUCCUUCUCUUUUUUACUUGUGUGUAGUUUUUCCUGCCUAAAGUACGUACUUACUCUUUUUCCAGUGAAAGAAAUAAGCAAAAAAAAAAAAAAAAGAAAUAACAAAAAUAGGGGAUGAAAAAUAGAAUGAAAAAAAAAUGUUUAUUAUUUUUAUGGAUAAAAAUAGAAAAAAAAAACAUAAAUGAAUUUAGUCCUUGACUCCUUGUA